GCCUGUCAUUUCGUCGCCAUUGUCGCAAGUUGAUGAUAGAUUUUGCCACAUGGUUCCCUGAGCGCGCCUGCAGGCUACACAAAGCUCUCUACUUGGACAAGAUGAGACACUCGCAUAGACCCAGAACAGAGCAGUAAACGAAUUAAAGCCAACAGAGUUUGUCCGCAACAAGUAAUGUGUGAAGUCCAUAAUUUACGCUGAUGUAGAAGAAUAAUGACGCGCUCUAGGGACUUCAAUUUGAACUUGGAUCGGCUCAAACUUCUCAGCGUCGUCGAGCUGCGCGACCUGCUUGAGGAUGAAGAGAGAAUCCAGCAUAUCAUAAAGACUAGCCUUAAGUGCCAGGUUGUCGAGCAGCACAAACGGAUAUUGCGUGCAUCAAACCAAAGGUUGGCAGAGGUCAACUUAUCCUUCCAGCCGUAUCUCAGCUUUGGGAAACUACGACUGGUUGAGAGCUACCUGGAGCUUAGCAGAGUGAGAGCUGACAUCAGACAAAAGCAGAAGAAAAUGGAAAAACUGCAGACAUGGAAGCCAAGCUCAAUUCAGACACUUCUCCGAAAAAAAGCUGGUCAAGCACGAGAGCAGUCAGAGAAACUCCAGAAAAGAUUCAUGGGUGAAAGGAUGACGCUGGAGAGGUUUGUGGAGUCUUAUCAGUUCAUCCGCAAGCUCUACCACAUCCGGAUGGUGAAGAACGAGAAAAUGAAGGACUUCUUGUCUGACCGUCUAGUGAGCAACGAAGGAAAGCCCCCUGUGCAUUGCUGCUGUCUCUGGCGCCACACGGAGGUGACAUGCAACUUUUGUGGUCAUGUUGGUUCAGGCGUGACUUCACCUGAUGUCCACCGACACCUCAGCCCAUGCCUUGUCAAAAUGCCAUACCUUCCACCGCUGGACUGCCAUGUUUACCAUUCGAACUCCUUAGAGAGGCCCACUGCACCUGUAGACCUGACACAUCCAUUGGCUGGAGCGAGGGUUUGUGGGCAGCCGUUUAGGUGGCCAGCGAGACCAGUGCGCUUGCAGAGAUUGCAACCACAGCCAAGGGAUUACAAGAGGCCCCCCAAAUAAUAAAUCAAGAAGAUACUGUUACAGUUAAGCUAGAAUGCAACAAUGAUUUGAUGCCGAGAGGACAUUUUUGUGAACUCACUUGCAUGUUUCAGUAAUGUGCGACACACACUACUGAAACAUGCAGGUGAGUUCACAAAAAU
This is a messenger RNA of Engraulis encrasicolus (European anchovy), 1199 nucleotides long. Its product is annotated as vacuolar protein sorting-associated protein 37B-like. Bases 214 to 1059 code for a protein of 281 amino acids. The record is from RefSeq and is a predicted model, not a curated record. The transcript has 4 exons. Lineage: Eukaryota; Metazoa; Chordata; Actinopteri; Clupeiformes; Engraulidae. Gene Ontology annotation, cellular component: ESCRT I complex. Gene Ontology annotation, biological process: protein targeting to vacuole; ubiquitin-dependent protein catabolic process via the multivesicular body sorting pathway; protein targeting to membrane.